This is a messenger RNA of Enhydra lutris kenyoni (northern sea otter), 2943 nucleotides long. Its product is annotated as adaptor protein, phosphotyrosine interacting with PH domain and leucine zipper 1. Bases 33 to 2159 code for a protein of 708 amino acids. Gene Ontology annotation, molecular function: identical protein binding. Gene Ontology annotation, cellular component: endosome membrane; cytoplasm. Gene Ontology annotation, biological process: signaling. The record is from RefSeq and is a predicted model, not a curated record. Lineage: Eukaryota; Metazoa; Chordata; Mammalia; Carnivora; Mustelidae. The transcript is spliced from 22 exons.
GUGCCUCCUGCCGCCGCCCUCCCUCCGCCACGAUGCCGGGAAUCGACAAGCUGCCCAUCGAGGAGACGCUGGAGGACAGUCCGCAGACAAGGUCUUUACUGGGUGUAUUUGAAGAAGAUGCUACAGCUAUUUCCAACUAUAUGAACCAGUUGUAUCAAGCUAUGCUGCGGAUUUAUGAUGCACAGAAUGAAUUAAGUGCAGCAACACACCUGACUUCAAAGCUUUUAAAAGAAUAUGAAAAACAGCGUUUUCCUUUGGGGGGUGAUGAUGAAGUUAUGAGCUCUACUUUGCAACAGUUUUCAAAAGUUAUAGAUGAGCUUAGCUCUUGUCAUGCAGUACUUUCAACACAGCUUGCUGAUGCCAUGAUGUUUCCCAUUACCCAGUUUAAAGAAAGAGAUCUAAAAGAAAUACUGACGUUAAAGGAAGUGUUUCAGAUUGCUAGUAAUGAUCAUGAUGCUGCAAUUAACAGAUAUAGCCGGUUGUCAAAAAAAAGAGAAAAUGACAAGGUAAAGUAUGAAGUAACAGAAGAUGUCUACACUUCGAGAAAAAAACAACACCAGACCAUGAUGCAUUAUUUUUGUGCAUUAAAUACUCUUCAAUACAAAAAGAAAAUAGCACUGUUAGAACCUCUGCUUGGGUACAUGCAAGCUCAGAUAAGUUUCUUUAAGAUGGGUUCUGAAAAUCUCAAUGAACAGCUGGAAGAAUUCUUGACUAAUAUUGGAACAAGUGUACAGAACGUUCGUAGGGAAAUGGACAAUGAUGUCGAGACCAUGCAGCAGACAAUAGAAGAUUUGGAAGUAGCCAGUGACCCCUUAUAUGUGCCUGACCCAGAUCCCAUGAAAUUUCCUGUUAAUCGAAACUUAACCCGGAAGGCUGGAUACCUUAAUGCUAGGAAUAAAACAGGCUUGGUGUCAUCUACCUGGGACAGACAGUUUUACUUCACGCAGGGUGGAAACUUAAUGAGUCAGGCGCGUGGGGAUGUGGCCGGUGGCCUGGCCAUGGACAUUGACAACUGCUCAGUAAUGGCUGUGGACUGUGAAGACAGGCGGUACUGUUUUCAGAUCACUUCCUUUGAUGGAAAAAAAUCUUCAAUUUUGCAAGCAGAAAGUAAAAAAGACCAUGAGGAGUGGAUCUGUACUAUAAAUAACAUAUCCAAACAAAUAUAUUUAAGUGAAAACCCAGAGGAAAUUGCAGCACGAGUAAAUCAGUCAGCUUUGGAAGCGGUCACUCCUUCCCCAUCUUUCCAGCAGAGGCAUGAGAGUCUGCGGCCGGCAGUACAAUCUCGGCCACUGACAGCUCGAACCAGCAGCUCGGGAUCCUUAGGAUCUGAGUCCACAAAUCUGGCUGCCCUUUCUCUAGAUUCUCUCGUUGCUCCAGAUACUCCAAUACAGUUUGACAUCAUUUCUCCCGUGUGUGAAGAUCAGCCUGGCCAAGCAAAAGCCUUUGGCCAAGGAGGCAGGCGCACAAAUCCAUUCGGAGAAUCUGGAGGAGGUACAAAAUCUGAAACUGAAGAUUCUAUUCUUCAUCAGUUAUUUAUUGUCCGAUUCCUUGGUUCUAUGGAGGUGAAAUCAGAUGACAACCCAGAUGUUGUUUAUGAAACAAUGCGGCAAAUCUUAGCUGCCCGGGCCAUCCAUAACAUCUUUCGUAUGACAGAAUCACAUUUAUUAGUCACUUGUGAUUGUUUAAAGUUAAUUGAUCCACAGACACAAGUUACAAGGCUCACAUUUCCAUUACCCAGUGUAGUUUUGUAUGCUACACACCAGGAAAAUAAGAGGCUUUUUGGAUUUGUUCUUCGGACAUCAGGAGGGAGAAGUGAAAGUAAUCUGUCAUCAGUCUGCUAUAUAUUUGAAUCAAACAACGAGGGGGAAAAGAUUUGUGAUUCUGUUGGUCUGGCAAAACAGAUAGCUUUGCAUGCAGAACUGGAUCGUCGGGCAUCAGAAAAACAAAAAGAAAUAGAGAGGGUAAAAGAGAAGCAACAGAAAGAACUCAGUAAACAAAAACAAAUUGAAAAGGACUUAGAAGAACAAAGUCGGUUGAUAGCUGCUUCCAGUAGACCAAACCAAGCCAGUAGUGAGGGGCAGUUUGUUGUCCUUAGCAGUAGCCAGUCAGAAGAGAGUGAUUUGGGAGAAGAAGGAAAGAAAAGAGAGUCAGAAGCAUGAACUUAUCCUUGGUUUUUGGUUGGUAUUUCCCCCCUUGGAAUUUAUUGAGUUUCUGUGGUGAAAUGGCACAAGGUAAAAACUAUGUUGAAAUAUCAAGGAGACUAUAUUAUUUGUUUUAACUUCAUUUUUUAAAAUAAGAUUGACCUUGGUCACUUAGGUUUGCAUUGAUUUUUCUUUUCCUUUAAAAAUAUACUAUGCAGUAACAUCAAAUUCCAUGCGUCAAAGAAACCUGUUCAUCUCCUUGAAGUAGAUUGCUGAGGAAUUACACUUGCUCAAGCCUUUUUUCCUUCAAAUUGUGAACUUCUUGUCUUGCAUUGUAAUUGGCUCUCACCAUAAGAAACCUUUUAUUCUUCAGCUUCAGGUAUUCAUGGAUAUGCUCCCUCUUCUCAUUAGGAACAUUUUUGCUGGCAGUGAGGAAGCUUUUGACUGAAUCAGUUCAAAACCCUUUAUACAGAGCAUUCUACAAGUUUGCAGAUAUUUUAAUUAUUAAAUGUGCAAUAGAACUUUUAUAUAAAAUAAUUAGAAAAAAGAUUUUAGACUUAAGGUUUCAAAUUGUGGCAGGUGGUACUGUGAUUUCAGGGCACUUUCUUGGGUUGCUCACAUUUCUGAUGUAUUACAGCUGAUGCCAGUGGGAAAGAAGCUUAAGUGUCUUCAGUUCAAGGUUGAUACAGCCCGUGGCAUUUAAUUGUCACCUUCUUAGUUCUCAGGUUGGGACUUGAAUUAUUGCUGCAGAGCAGUAAUGGUUAAAAUAAGAUUUUGGAAUUUAUUAAAAGGGAUUUUUUUU